AUGUCCCUCCGCUCGGUCAUCGCCACGGCCUCGCGCGCCGCCGGCCGCAGGGCAUUCACCGCCUCGGCCGCCCGCCGGUCAGACAACCUCAUGAUGCACCGCGACUCGGCGCACAACAACGCGGGAAUCCCCUUCUCGUUCACGCCCGCGAACCAGAAGGAGAUCGAGAAGGUGGUCGCAAAGUACCCGCCGCAGUACAAGAAGGCGGCGGUGAUGCCAGUGCUUGACAUUGCGCAGCGUCAGAACGGCGGCUGGGUCAGCAUCUCGGCCAUGAACGAGGUUGCUCGUACCCUCGACAUGCCCCCGAUGCGCGUGUACGAGGUCGCCUCUUUCUACACCAUGUACAACCGCGAGCCUGUUGGCAAGCACUUUGUGCAGCUGUGCACGACGACGCCGUGCGUCCUCGGCGGCUGCGGUUCGGACAAGAUCCUCGCCGCGAUUGAGGGUCACCUCGGCCUCAAGUCUGGCCAGUCGACCAAGGACAUGGAGUUUACGUUCCUCGAGGUAGAGUGCCUUGGCGCUUGCUCCAACGCCCCCAUGAUGCAGAUCAACGACGACUACUUCGAGGACCUCACGCCCGAGAGCACCAUCAAGAUCCUCGAGCAGCUUGCGCGCGGCGAGAAGCCCAAGAUCGGACCUCAAUCUUCCCGUCUCGGCGCUGAGAACUCUGCCGGCCUCACCACAUUGACCUCCAAGCCUUAUGGCCCCGGCGACCACUGCCUCCCCGAGUUCCAAUAG
Cutaneotrichosporon cavernicola is the source of this 738-nucleotide messenger RNA. RefSeq lists its product as uncharacterized. Lineage: Eukaryota; Fungi; Basidiomycota; Tremellomycetes; Trichosporonales; Trichosporonaceae. Gene Ontology annotation, molecular function: oxidoreductase activity. The record is from RefSeq and is a predicted model, not a curated record. The coding region runs from base 1 to 738 and encodes 245 amino acids. The transcript has 3 exons.